Molecule: messenger RNA, 2777 nt
Organism: Panonychus citri (citrus red mite)
Lineage: Eukaryota; Metazoa; Arthropoda; Arachnida; Trombidiformes; Tetranychidae
Exons: 4
Coding region: 534-1985 (483 amino acids)
Biological process (GO): cellular response to calcium ion; regulation of calcium ion-dependent exocytosis; calcium-ion regulated exocytosis
Molecular function (GO): calcium ion binding; SNARE binding; phosphatidylserine binding
Source: RefSeq, a predicted model, not a curated record
ACAAUAACAACAUUUAUCUCUGUUUGUGCUCUCAAAUCUGAGUUAAUUUAAAAAGUUCUGUUGAUUCAAUCCAUUGGUUCAUCAAUCAGGCUAAUAAAUCACAAAUCAAAUCAAUAAAAACCCAUUUCAUUACAAUUUAAAAGCUGAUUGUCAAUUUGUGUGAACAAUUAACCACCAAAAGAACAGUUACCAGGCGAGAUAACCAACAAUUAGAUUUGAUUAUUUAUCUUUGUGGUUUUUUGGUUCCAUUAAAGGAGGAAAACAGUUAAUGUGAUUGUUUGUUUAUUCAAUGGAUUGGAAAAUGUUUACCAGUUGAAAACCAAUGGUUCCAAUGAAAUUUAAUUGUCAAACAAUUAAUUACAAUUUGUGGUCAUUUUGUGGUCGUUUCAAGUUACUCUUGUGGUCAAUCAGUUAAUGGUCAAUUUUACUGUUACCUUUGCUAUUAUUAUCCAUCAUUAGCAUCUUCAUCAUCUGAGUAGAUUAAUUUUUGGUUAAUCUUUGUUUUUUUUUGUUUUGAUUUUUUCGCUUCUUUAAUGAGAUUACCUAUUGUUGUUAACGAUUCCAUGCCAAUAGAAAUGGGACCCACAACGGAUUAUGAUGAAAUGGAUUUUGUUUUAACAGAAUAUCAGAAGAUAUUUAUCAUCUUAAUUGCUUCAUUGUUAUUCCUUCUUUCGGUUAUAAUCACAAUUUGUGUUGUCUCACCGAUUUGCCUUUUCAAUAGGCUUUUGUUUAAUCGAUGUAAAAAACCCUUGGGUGAGGUUAAAGGUAAACAAAGAGUGGUCAUUGGUGAAUCUAAACAUUUCCAGCUCAAAGUUGUCCCCUUGUAUGGAUCUAAUUGUGAAAAAUCAGCUAAUUAUCAUCAUCCUGAUACCCGAUCUAAUCUUGAUUUAGGUUCAAAAGAAUCACUAUUAACAGAAUCGGCCAAUGGUUCAUAUAAACAACAUCAACAUCCAACAGCAAAUUAUCAUUAUGUUAAUAAUCAUCAUCAACAAUCUGGUUACACUAAUGGAUCAGCAAUUAAAGCUUCAAACGGUCUUCCGGUAACAAUGUCACUUCCUCAACCAGGAGCACAAUCAGUAAACAAAAAUUUGUCAACAGAAUGUAAAGAAAACGUUCCUUGUGUUUCAUUUGGUGUUUCAUGUGAAAAAGUUGAUGAAUCGCUGGUUAAAUUAAUUCUAAAGGUAAAUUCAGUUAACAAUUGUAAACCUAAAGGUUAUGGUUUGGAUCCCGCUAUUUAUGUUACUAUCGAUGUAACCACAGUUACCGGUCUUCGAGCUAAACGUCGAUCAGCUUUGGCCAAGGUUUCAGCCUCGUUUCGAACCAAUACUGCGAAAAGAUCAGUUGAACCUGAAUUCGGUGAAUCAUUUGCAUCUCCUGAAUUUCCUAAAUCCAUAAUGAAAGAUGGCCGCCUUAAGAUCAAAGUGAUGGACGAUGAAAGAUAUGCCAACGAUUGUUGCUUUGGUGAAUUAACUAUUCCAUUGAAACAAUUUGAUCUCAACAGUCCAAUGGUACUAACAUCAUAUCAAAUGAAACCACCGAAAGAGAUAAAAGGUGACAUUACAUUGGGACUAUGUUAUCUACCAACCGCUAGACGGGUAACGAUUGUUGCUACUAAGGCCACACUUCCUGGUCAAUCUCAUAACACUAAUUAUUAUGUACGAGCUUUGAUGUUUAUCAAAGGUAAAUUGAUGAAGAAAAAGAAAACCUCAACAAACCUUAAACUAAACUGGACAGAGAAAGAUGCUCUUACCUUUGACCUUGCCCAAUGGAACCCGGAAGAAACUGCUUUUCUACUGGUUCUCUCAUCAUCCACCGAUCCCAUAGCUGCCUCCUUAUCAUCUCCCUCUUCCCCUGAAAGUCCAGAGAUUCCAACGGGAUCAAGGAAAGAUCGACAUCUUGGACACACUGUGAUAGGUCAAGAUGUUUGGCGAGAAAUGAGACAACAACCAAGAAAAUUGAUCAAUAAGGUUCUUAAAUUAAUGUAGAUUAUCAACAUUAAUCCAUCAACAGUAAAUCACCACUGACAAACUAUUAAUAAUCCACAAGAAAAGACAAACACAUCACCAUGGAAGAAAAACCAAGAAAAGGAGAAACUUUUCUCAUUCCUAAUUGACUGACCUGGAAAAAGAUGUAACGGAAAUGUGAUAUUACAAGACGGAAGUUGGGCCAACAUUUGUCAAUAUUUUCCCUUUAUAACUUCCUCCUUUUAUUUUAUUGUUUUUUUUCUUAUUCUUGUCAAUUACUCUUAAUUUUCAUGAUGAUCUUAAGGUUUCUCAUUUUGUCCAAAUCAAAAUCUAAUGAUGAAAUCUACUAAAUUAUUUAUUAACUAUCAUAAUUAAUAUAAACUAAUAUUUCAUAUUUAUAUAACUCUAAACAAUUACAUGAGAAGGGUAAACUAUACUUAUUGUUAAAAUUAAUCAUUCAAUGUACAAUUUAAGUUGAUCAUCUUGUACUAAUCAUGAACAAUUAAUGAAUGAUUAUCAAACUCGGAAAGGAAAUUCCAGUUGUAAAAGAAACAUAAUUUUGUAAAUCUAAAUCGAUUAACUGAUCAACUUGAAUUUAGUUCCUCGAUUUUAAAAUCUAUUAAUUGUAUUAUCUUUAUUGUUAAUAAGUGAUCAUCUUAUUGUUCAUAAUACUUCAAAUAUCCAAUUGAUUCUUAAAUCAAUCUUAAUCAUCAUCAUCUUCACACACAUACGGAUAAUUUCAUGUAAUGUUUUGUUUUGAAUCUAAAUUUUUGGAGAAAAAAACAAAAUAAAGACAAUCUUAAUCUGUGUUAA